Terrapene triunguis (Three-toed box turtle) is the source of this 5708-nucleotide messenger RNA. It is a transcript of the gene WDR33, whose product is annotated as WD repeat domain 33. Bases 132 to 3446 code for a protein of 1104 amino acids. The transcript is spliced from 19 exons. Gene Ontology annotation, molecular function: protein binding. The record is from RefSeq and is a predicted model, not a curated record. Gene Ontology annotation, cellular component: mRNA cleavage and polyadenylation specificity factor complex. NCBI's taxonomy places the organism in Eukaryota, Metazoa, Chordata, Testudines, Emydidae.
GCGGGCGGGCGCAGUGGGGGCUCGUGAGGCAGCGGCUUCCGGGCCAGGGGGAGUGUGGCGAGCGGCGCGGCAGUGGGGUCCGGUGGCGGGGAUAAGAAAACAGUCGGACGUGUUUUAGAAACAAGAUCGCCAUGGCCACAGAAAUUGGCUCCCCACCCCGGUUUUUCCAUAUGCCGAGGUUCCAGCACCAGGCACCUCGGCAGCUGUUCUACAAGAGACCUGAUUUUGCACAGCAGCAGGCAAUGCAGCAGCUCACCUUUGAUGGGAAACGGAUGAGAAAAGCUGUGAACCGGAAAACCAUAGACUACAAUCCCUCUGUAAUUAAAUAUUUGGAGAAUAGAGUAUGGCAGAGAGACCAGCGAGAUAUGCGGGCAAUUCAGCCUGAUGCGGGAUAUUAUAACGAUCUGGUCCCUCCUAUAGGAAUGCUGAAUAACCCUAUGAAUGCUGUAACAACAAAAUUUGUUAGGACAUCUACCAAUAAAGUAAAAUGCCCAGUGUUUGUUGUCAGGUGGACUCCUGAAGGGAGGCGCUUGGUCACUGGGGCUUCUAGUGGAGAGUUCACCUUGUGGAAUGGAUUGACUUUCAAUUUUGAAACAAUAUUACAGGCUCACGACAGCCCUGUAAGGGCCAUGACUUGGUCACACAAUGAUAUGUGGAUGCUGACAGCAGACCACGGGGGAUAUGUGAAAUACUGGCAGUCCAACAUGAACAACGUCAAGAUGUUCCAGGCACAUAAGGAGGCGAUUAGAGAGGCCAGUUUCUCACCCACGGAUAAUAAAUUUGCUACAUGCUCUGACGACGGCACUGUUAGAAUCUGGGACUUUCUACGUUGCCAUGAGGAGAGAAUUCUUCGAGGGCAUGGGGCAGAUGUGAAGUGUGUUGACUGGCAUCCAACAAAGGGAUUGGUUGUAUCAGGAAGCAAAGACAGCCAACAGCCUAUCAAGUUUUGGGAUCCAAAAACUGGCCAGAGCCUUGCCACACUACACGCUCAUAAAAACACAGUGAUGGAGGUAAAGUUGAACCUGAAUGGGAAUUGGCUGCUUACAGCAUCUCGUGACCAUCUCUGCAAGCUCUUUGACAUCCGAAACCUGAAAGAAGAGCUCCAAGUCUUCAGGGGUCACAAGAAAGAGGCCACAGCUGUGGCCUGGCACCCUGUUCAUGAAGGGCUUUUUGCCAGUGGAGGUUCCGAUGGCUCUUUGUUGUUCUGGCAUGUUGGGGUGGAGAAGGAGGUUGGCGGAAUGGAAAUGGCCCAUGAGGGAAUGAUCUGGAGUCUGGCUUGGCAUCCUCUUGGACACAUUCUCUGCUCAGGCUCAAAUGACCAUACCAGCAAAUUCUGGACUCGAAAUCGGCCUGGAGAUAAAAUGAGAGAUCGUUACAACCUGAACCUGCUGCCAGGAAUGUCAGAGGAUGGCGUGGAAUAUGAUGACCUUGAACCCAACAGCCUUGCAGUGAUUCCUGGGAUGGGAAUACCUGAGCAACUGAAACUAGCCAUGGAACAAGAGCAGAUGGGGAAAGAUGAGUCAAAUGAAAUUGAGAUGACAAUCCCAGGGCUGGACUGGGGAAUGGAGGAGGUGAUGCAAAAGGACCAAAAGAAAGUGCCACAGAAAAAAGUGCCCUAUGCAAAACCAAUCCCAGCACAGUUUCAACAGGCUUGGAUGCAGAAUAAGGUCCCUAUCCCUGCUCCACCUGAGCUGAUGAAUGACAGAAAGGAGGAUAUUAAACUGGAGGAGAAAAAGAAAACACAGGCAGAGAUCGAGCAGGAAAUGGCAGCACUUCAGUACACCAACCCACAGCUCUUGGAGCAACUGAAGAUUGAGAGACUUGCACAAAAGCAAGCUGAGCAAGUCCAGCAGCAGGCACCACCUCCAGGAGGCCCUCUGCAUGGACCCCAGCCUUUCCCAGGACAAGGCCCAAUGUCGCAGAUGCCUCAAGGAUUUCAGCAGCCCAUUCCACCUCAGCAGAUGCCAAUGAAUAUGCCUCAAAUGGGACCCCCUGGUCCACAGGGACAGUUCAGACCUGGAGGACCCCAGGGACAAAUGGGACCCCAAGGUCCUCCAUUACAUCAAGGAUCUGGAGGUCCACAAGGCUUCAUGGGACCACAAGGACCUGCAGGUCCCCAGGGACCUCCGCAAGGACUGCCAAGGCCUCAGGAUCUACAUGGGCAUCAAGGAAUGCAGAGACAUCCUGGACCUCAUGGGCCCAUGGGGCCUCAAGGGCCACCGGGUCCACAGGGUAAUUCUGGCCCCCAAGGUCACUUAGGACCACAAGGUCCACCUGGGUCUCAGACUCAUUUAGGGCCGCAAGGUCACUUAGGUCCUCAAGGUCCCCCUGGUGGUCAAGGAAUGCAGGGGCCACCUGGUCCAAGAGGAAUGCAAGGGCCUCCUCUUCCUCAUGGAAUGCAAGGAGGUCCAGGAUCUCAAGGGAUGCAGGGCCCUAUAUCUCAAGGGCCUUUGAUGGGACUUAAUCCAAGAGGGAUGCAGGGUCCACCAGGGCCCCGUGAUAAUCAGGGACCUGCUCCACAAGGGAUGAUGAUGGGUCAUCCGCAAGAAAUGAGAGGACCUCACAUGCAGGGUGGUUUACUCGGACAUGGUCCCCAGGAGAUGAGGGGCCUACAGGGACCCCCACCUCAAGGUUCAAUGUUAGGACCUCCACAGGAGUUACGUGGGCCACCAGGUGCACAAGGCCAGCAGGGGCCUCCAAAGAACUCUUUAGUUGGGCCUCAAGGAAGUAUGCAAGGACCAUCGGGACCUCCGGGACAGCAGAAUCCUUCAAGGGGGUCACAUCCUCCCCAGGGUCCACUACCUUUCCAGCAGCAGAAAACCCCUCUGCUUGGUGAUGGGCCUCGUGUCCCAUUCAGUCAGGAAGGACAGAACCCAGGUCCCCCACCAUUGAUACCAGGACUGGGGCAGCAGGGAGGACAAGGCCGUCUUGCCCCUCACAACCAAGGACCUGGCCCUAAUAAAGGUGACAACCGUGGCCCACCAAACCAUCACAUGGGCCCUCUCUCAGAAAGAAGGCAUGACCAAAACAGUGGUGGUCCAGAUCAUGGUCCUGAGAGAGGGCCGUUCCGAGGUGGCCAGGAGUGGGGUGAUGGUAGGGACAACAGGGGCCUGCCUGAUAGACGAGGACCUCACCCAGAUUUUCAUGAUGACUUUGAUCGACCAGAUGAUUUUCAUCCAGAUAAGCGAUUUGGCCACCGCUUGCGUGAAUUUGAGGGGCGAGGCGGCCCACUGCUACAAGAUGAGAAAUGGAGACGAGGUGGCCCAGGGCCUCCCUUUCCCCCUGAUCACAGGGACUUUGAAGGAGGGGGCCCAAAUCGUGGCCCUCCUGGGCCUUGGGAAGGACGGAGACCCUCUGAUGAGAGAUAUCCGCGAGAACCUGAGGAUGCAAGAUUCCGGGGAAGACGGGAUGAAAGAUUUAUAAACUGGAAACCAAUAAGGAAAUGAAAACUCUAAUGUACCCGAGUAUAGAGUCCAUAAAAUCAUUCAGUAAUAGAAGAGAACUUGAAAAAGGUCAUUGCACACAACAGCUUCAGUGCCUGUAUACAGUAAGUAAAGAGAAGGGAGGAAAUCUGUAGAGAAGAUCGGGUGAUGCAGGCCGAAGAUUUGAGAUCAUAUUGACAAGAGUGAACAGGAAACUGGAAAGUCAGAGAUUUCCACACUGAAGCGACAAACUUUUGAACACUAGAUAUGGAAAUUGAUACUUUGCCUCCAAUCACAAACUACAGCAUGAGUAUAGAGUGUAUCUGAGUGAGAUGUAAUAUACAGUUAGGGAGCAGGAACAGUGAACCUACUAUCAAGUACAAGGGGCAUGGAUACGCCCUCUUUUGAACUGUCAAGACUAUUUUCUCAUGUUUUUGCUCUUAGGAGUCUUAUUUCGCUUUCUGACAUAUUUCUUUCUCACUACCAGGUGAAAAACACAAACAGAAAUAAUCUAGUUUCCUAGCAAUAGUCAUCUCAUCACUCACCAAGUUGCCCUGAGUAAACCUCAAAGGAAAAAGUUUUGCUUCUAGUUAAUCACUAAAUAUGGAAUAACUCCUUAAAAGUCUGUGAAGUUCACUGACAUUGAAGUUACUCCACAUUUACACUAGUAUAAUUGAGAGCAGAAUUUGGCUUCUCAGGGUUUAAACCUCUCAUUAACCUACUGCAUAUGUAUAUAUACACAUAUAUAUAUUUGUAAAAACUUAUUGUUGUCUUCACAUAAUGUACAAUCCUCUCUUUUAGUUGGCUUUUUAAAUAAUUUUCUUAGAUUCCUUUUACUUUACACCUAUACAGCUCUCCUUUUAGCUACUUGCUACCUAACUUGUAAGAUGUACCUUCCUAUUGUGUGAGGAGUAUGAAAAGAAAUGAACAAUAACUAAACAAAGGUAACCUCUGAACACCUUUAAAAAUAAAUUAGAGUAACUAAAAACAGAGAACUCCAGAGCUGAAUGGUCUGAAUCACAGAAUUCUGAAAGAGAUGGCAAACUAAAUUAAACUAUAGUUGUAGCUGGGGGGUUUUAACCCUUUGUUGGAAGUAAGGGUCGGGGACUGAGAACAAGCUAAUGUGUCAUUCUGAUUUUAAAAAGGCCUCAAGAGAAGAGUCCAGGAAACUGCAGACCUGUAAGUUUGACCUUUGAAGUGGGAAAGAUUCUAUUGUCACAGUACCAGGGAUCAAAAUAAGAGAACAUUUUUACAGUUGGUUAGAGGCAAUCAUCAUAGAACUGUAAGAAGUAUUAUGAUUAGCAAACUUAAAUUAUUUGAGCAAGUGAAGAGGUGAAAUAGACAUUAAAUACUGGAGAUUUUAUGGGGUGAUCCCAAGAAUUCCAAACCACUCAUUCCAUUUAGUUUUGAGUUUAAACACCAUAACUGGUUUGAUUAUGCAUGAGUGGUAUGUAUGUGUUUAUCUCUCUCUCUGGUUUCCUGUCCUUUCAUCCCUGUCCUGUUUCUACUCCACUUGUGCACAUCAACAUGAUGCUUCUGCUGCAGAGACCUGCCUAUUUUUUUCCUGUUAUUCUGCACAGUGUGUAGUUCUGUAAAUUAAGUUCCUAUGUCUCAUGAAAGAGGAUUUGAGACUUGUCAAACAGAAACUGAGCACUACACCAGUCAGAGUUUCAUAUGUGACUGUGAUUUGAAAAAGGGUAUUUAUGAGCCCAAAUUAGGGGCUAUGACUGUGUCCAGCAUAGUGGUGAUAGAACUCCAAACUGAAUUCUUUGGCCAUUAAAUUGCUUGAAAAACAGGAAGUAAGGCAUUGAUCCUGGCUGUCAUAGGACCUUGUCUUGUGAUCAUAAGAUCUCACAAGCUAAACAGCUUCAGACAACCUAGUCAGUAUUUAAAUGGGAGACCCUCUAAAGAACACGUAGGAUUGGUCUACAUUAGAGAACUGUGCUGUUCCAAGGUUAAAUAGUAUUGCUAAGUGUUAUGGAACCAUUUGUUCCUGAAACUGUUCAGUUUGUCUGCCCUAAUAAUCUAAAUUACUGUAAAAUGGUUCAUUGUCCAUGCACAGCACUCCCUUCAACCACUGCUGUACCACUCCAGGCACAGCUUCCUCAUCUCUGUAUUGUGUUUGUCUUUUCCAGGAGGUGGAGAUCUAUUGUGUUAAUUUAAAAAAAAUGUAUCACCAAGUUUAAAAAUAUUGUAUUGUGUUAUGACUACUGUUACAAAUAUUUAAAUUUGUAAUUAUAAGGUUACUGUUGUUAAAAUCCUAAAUAAAAGUAUUUAAAGCUUUGC